GUUUUCAGACAAAAUCCUCCAUGUACCUCACCGGUGAUGGCGGAGGAUAAGACAUCGGAACCCAUCCACCUGGAGCCGUUCAUCCACCAGGUGGGCGGCCACAGCCACAUGUUCUCGCUGGACGAGAUCACCGUCUGCAAGCCGCUGAUCACGCGCGAGCUCCACUUCUACGAGAGCAUGCCCGAGCAGAUGAAGCAGUUCGCGCCCGAGUACAAGGGCGUCAUCGAGGUUAAUUUCGUGGAGGAUGCCGACGGUUACGUCACGCUAAUGGCGUAUCCACCGAAGAGCUACGAACGAAAGUUCCCCGCCCAGCGCAACGAGUCGCGAACAAAACGAAGGAUCCGGAUGCGGCCGUCUGGCAGCCUGGAGAUCGAGGGCGAGCACAAGCAGAGCCAGGUGUUCGAGGAGGCCGACCAGCGUCAGGACGAGCCGGGUGCCGCCGGGCGCGUGCCACACAACCCCUGGCUGCUGCGCUGCGGCCGCAGCGACCCGGACGCCGGCUGCAGCCGUCCACCCUCGCAGAAGUACAUCCUGCUGGAGAACCUGACCCACAAGUACCAGUACCCCUGCGUACUGGACCUCAAGAUGGGCACGCGCCAGUACGCCGACGACGACUCGGCGGCGAAGCAGCAGCGCAAGAAGGUCAAGGUGGCGACGACCACCUCGUCCAGCCUCGGCGUCCGCAUUAACGGCAUGCAGGUGUACCAAGUAAACCUCUCCCGCUUCAUCUGCCGCAACAAGUACUACGGCCGGAAGCUGGCCGUGGACGGCUUCAAGCAGGCGCUCUGCCAGUUCAUCGACAACGGCUCAGUGCUGCGCACCGACCUGCUGGGGGCGAUGAUCGCGCGGCUGUCCGAGCUCCGCGACGUGUUGCAACGGCAGCAUUCGUUCCGCUUCUUCACCUCGUCGCUGCUGGUCAUCUACGACGGCCAGGAGCCGCGGCACGACGUGCCCGAGAGCUCGGCGCGCGUCGACGUCGACGUGAGGAUGAUCGACUUCGCGCACGCCACGCACAAAGACUUCGAUGAUCCGGUGCAGCACAGCGGGCCCGACCAGGGCUUCAUCUUCGGCGUCGAGAGCCUGAUCUCGGUGCUGAAGACGGUGCUGCAGGAGUACGGGUAGGGCCGCCGCCGGCGCCCGUAGACGCCAGUACAAAGACGGCGACGCCGCCGGCCGGACGCGGGCGGCCGCUCGUCGCGCGGCGCGCCGCGGCCCCGGGGCGUCAAAAUUAUCCGUGAUCACGCCCGCCGACGCGACGGCGCGAAUGCGAGCGAGCGGACGAGCGGGCACCGAGCGGCGGCGCUGAGGCGCGCGACGCGACGGUGCGGCGGCCGUGGGCCGGUGUGUGAGCCUAUGUGACCGGUAGGGAGGGAGAUGGGAGGCGGCGCCUCUCGCGACCUCGCACUGACGCUGAGGGACAGCUCUGUGCCCGGCGCCGCGCGCCAUUACGACAGAGCCGCCGCGGUAACGUGCGGCGCCGCGGACGGGGGCAGGGUGCUGGGGUUUCGUGAGGCGGCUCGUCCCGCGACACGGUCGCUGCCGACGGCUGUAUUCCUAGAUUGGCGCUGGUCGUCAGGUGCGGCGGCGACGCUGGUCCCCCGGGGCCGCGGCUCGGGAGGUGGCCGCCAGGAGGCUCUAGUCAGUCGGGUGCGCGCGCGACCCGGGCGGCCGCGGCGCGUCCGCAAGUGCAAUUACUCACCGUAGCUGUGAUGGCGUGGGUUCCAGUAGGCGUGCGCUCGGGGGUCGCCCGAGGGCGGUUGCAGACCACGUGUGGAUGUGUCGCGUAUCGCGCCCACUGCCACAGCCUGCCAAGGUCCGGGGCGCGGCCCGGCGUUCGAGUGGCGCCGGUCGACGCAUGCGCAGACCGCACCGGCCGGGGCAGACGGCGCGCGGUCCGACGGUGUCGGGUUUUGUUCACGGUGUGGUGAACUCGGUGGCGGACCGAGCCGCUGGGACAAGGGGCGGCCGGUAGUAUGCAGAACCCUUGUCCGGAUGACGAGACCGAC
This is a messenger RNA of Pollicipes pollicipes, 2006 nucleotides long. RefSeq names its product Inositol hexakisphosphate kinase (gene Ip6k). The record is from RefSeq and is a predicted model, not a curated record. The transcript has 7 exons. The coding region runs from base 37 to 1122 and encodes 361 amino acids. Gene Ontology annotation, molecular function: inositol hexakisphosphate kinase activity. Gene Ontology annotation, cellular component: nucleus; cytoplasm. Gene Ontology annotation, biological process: phosphatidylinositol phosphate biosynthetic process; inositol phosphate biosynthetic process. NCBI's taxonomy places the organism in Eukaryota, Metazoa, Arthropoda, Thecostraca, Pollicipedomorpha, Pollicipedidae.